UCAAAUGAAAACGGAGAACUAACAGGAUAAGGGGGAGAGAGAAGGAAAGAGAGAAAGACUGCGUGCGCAGUAGUAGGGAUUCUGUGUAGAAAGAGAUGGAAAGAGGUAGAUAGAUAGAGAGAGAGAGAGAGAGCGAAGGAGCGAGUGAGAGAGGGAGAAAGAGGGAGGAAGCACCAGGAGACCGAGGCUGCGGCGUAGCCUCAGUGCCGGCGCAGUGGCCGGGCCAUCGUGUCCUGUGGCCAGGUUUUCGUGCUCUUCUCUUUCCACUUCUGAUCCUAUUGAUAGUCACACACGUUCCCUGAACCAAGCAUCCUUCUUGGAAAGCUUAUCGCGAGUCUCCUUCGCGAGCCUCCUUCUGCCUAUUUCUUCUUCUCCUCUUCUUUCCUUUCUUCAUCCUAUCCUUAUUCUCCUCUUUGUCAUCCUAUUUCUACUUUCACCCUUCUUCCUGUCUUUUUUUUAUCCCAAAUUUCCCUCGGUUUUUGUCCAUCCUUUCUUAAACCUUUAACUUUUAAUUUUUUAACAUUCCCUUUCCUUCUCUUUCUUUCUUUCUUUCUUUUUUUCUUCCUUAAUUUCCUUUUUAUCUUCUCACGUUCUAUUUCUACGUUUACGCGAUAUGCACGCAUAAGUACAGGACAUUCGCAAGGACACACACACGUAUAUCGACCCAGUGCGAUGCCGGACGUGGUCGGUGGUCGUCGCGACGCGAUGUGAACUUCGGUGAAAUAGAGAGAAGGAGGGGGAGAGAGAGAGAGAGAGAGAGAGAGAGAGAGAGAGGGAGAGAGGGAAGGAAAGAGAGGGAGGACGGAUUCUUUUCCUCUUUGUCGAACAUAAUCUGGUGUGAUUCUGGAAUUUUCUUGUUGGUUCAUUGUGUUCUUCAACGAAUUCUUCAAGCAAGGACGGUGAACAAGCUGCAAGAGAGACUGAGAUAGAUAGAUAGAUAGAUAGAUAGAUUUAAUCGAGAUAUUACAAUAUCGAAUAGGUACUUGUUGAUAAAGGAUAAUAACUCGUGAAAUAUAGAGUGAAAGAAAAAACGUUUCUUUCUGCCGGGCAACAGCAGCCGGGAGCAUCAGGGUGAAGAGGUGGGAGCCAUGCCGCCCGGGCGAACUUCCCUCGAGGCAGCCAGCAGGAUCGUCGAGCUACCGCCUUCCUGUCCUUCGAGACUACCAGCUGUGGUUUCUGAUCGCCUCCAUUGAGGUGAAAAGCUGUGGAUUGUCGUGGUAGACUCUCGGCCCCAGGAGUGGCCCGGGGGUGGUUACCCUGGGGACCUCGUCGGGGAAAAGAUUGGACUGGAAGGAGGAAGUGGCUGAGGAAGCAAAAAAAGAAGAAGGAGAAGAAGAAAACGAGGAGUGGAGGAGGAGAGCGCUAUGAACGCCAGCGUCAACAUCGAGAGGAACUCCUGGCGGCUGCCUCCCGACGAGACCGUCCAGGUCGCUGAUCCCCGAUCGAAGUCAGCUCAGGAUCUGACGUACGCCGAGGGCGGUCACAAUUGGCGAAGCAUAGUAUUCUCCCUUCUGGUCAUCGGCUUCGUUAUCGCCGGGAUCGUCACGGCUAUUUACCUACUUGGGUACGUUGACGAGCUACUCUAUUGGAGCGGCAGACGUCUUACGUUGGACGAGUGCCUUCGAGAUGACCUGACACCGCACAGGUUACCACCAACUUGGGUAUCCCAUGACAAAUUCGUAUACCAAGCGGAUGACGGUUCCCUCACACUACUGGACACCAGCAACAACACUGUGUCACUUCUGGUCUCUAAUCACACACUCAGACAGCUGAACGUCCAAGGUUAUCAAUGCAGCUCAGAUUUGCGUUAUGUAUUGUUCAAGCACAAUGUCAAGCCGGUAUUCAAAAACACGUUCACCGCACACUACACAGUCUACGACGUCACGAACGAUCAUCACACACCCCUUCAUCUUCAAGCCUCGAAGAAAAAUCCACAAACGAGACUUCAACACGCAACUUGGUUGGGCAAUACGACCGGUCUCGUGAUGAUCUCGGAGAACGAUAUUUAUCUUAGGAUAACUCCAUCAUCGAUGGAGGACACACAACUGACGGAUACCGGUGUUCCUGGUGUUAUAUAUAACGGUGUACCUGAUUGGUUAUAUCAGGAGGAAGUAUUGCCUAGACCGGAAGCCACGUGGCCGAGUCCUGAUGGCACGCAUAUCCUCUUUGCUUCGUUCAACGACACCCAAGUUACAGCUUUGGAAUUCCCUUGGUUUGGUACUCAACCAGGUCAAGAAGGUUCCGCCGCAUCAACCCCACUCGGAGCACCUCGACGUGGCUCUUUUCCACCUUCGAGAUCCAUCAGAUAUCCAACCCCUGGUUCAGCCAAUCCGGAAGUCGAUUUGUGGUUAUUAGAAGUGAACAAUACCAAUAACUUGACCAACGGAAAUGGAACAUUUAGUCCGUCGGGUAGUACGAAGACAAAACUUAAGCCACCACCUGUCUUGGAUGGACAAGAAUACUAUCUGAUAUCAGCUGGAUGGGUUGGCGGAGACGCUUCCCAAAUUGCAGUCGUGUGGAUGACCAGGUCUCAGAAUUUGUCACUAGUCUCGGCAUGUCGUGCGCCUCUCUGGGAGUGCGAGGAAACCCAUUCAGAGAGGGCACCCGAGGGUCAAUGGUUGGACGCGCAACCGCAUCCAAUUUUCGCUCCUGACGGUGAUAGUUUCCUGCUGCUUGCGGCUGUCCAGGAGGGUGACAAGGAACAUUUCACGCACAUAAAGCACGUCACGUUAACGCAACAGAGGAUAGCCGUACUAUCGCACGGUCGUUACGAGGUGAGCGAGAUCCUAGCGUGGGACACCAAAGCUCACCUGGUGUACUAUCUGGGUACGAGAGAACGGAGACCUGGACAGAAGCACCUUUACGUGGUACGCGAUCCGAUUGCCGACGAUCCUCGUCGUUUGGAACCUUUAUGCGUUACUUGCGACCUUGGUGAGGUCCUCUGGAGUAGUAGAUUUUAUUACACAAAUUGCACUCACUUCGGUGCCUCCGUAAGUCCUGCGAUCACCGACGAUACACAGGGUUACUAUGUACUCUAUUGCGAAGGUCCCGGCUUGCCAUUGGCCGGUGUGCAUAUGAUGUCAUCCCAUAAGAUGAUCCGUGUCCUCUAUGACACGCGUAUUCAACGUGCCGAUAAACUCUCGCAGCUGGCGUUACCGACGAGAAGGAGCUUCGAGGUGCCAUUGCCUCAAGGUUGGAAAGCGCAGGUGCAGUUGCUCCUGCCACCUUCCUGGCGAGAGGAGCUGAGGGACGCAGCGUUUCCAGUUUUGGUGGAGGUCAAUGGUCGGCCUGGAAGCGAGGCAGUAACAGAUAAAUUUAGAAUAGACUGGGGUACUUACAUGUCGAGUCAUAACGAUGUGGUUUACGUGAGACUCGAUGUCCGUGGGGCGAGGGGACAGGGAAAAAGGGAUCUUUUCCGGAAGAUCGGAGGCGUUGAAGUUCAGGAUCAGCUGACGGUCCUGAGGCAUCUUUUAAAGACGCACAAAUACUUGGACGUCACCAGAGUUGGCGUUUGGGGUUGGGGUUACGGUGGUUACGUUACUGCCAUGGUACUAGGAAGUCAAGAGAAUGUCUUCAAAUGCGGUGUCGCCGUCAAUCCGAUAGCCGAUUGGCUCUUUUAUAACUCCGCCUUUACGGAACGAGUCCUUGGUGCACCAGCUGAGAACUAUAAGGGUUACGUAGAGGCUGAUUUGACUCAAAGAGCGAGAUUAGUGCCGAGUCAUAGUCUUUAUCUUCUUCAUGGUCUAGCAGACCUAACGGCGCCUUAUACCCAUGGCGUUGCCUUUGCCAAGGCUUUGUCUGAAGCGGGAGUCAUCUUUAGGUAUCAGAGCUAUGCGGACGAAGAUCAUGCCUUAGCAGGUGUGCUCGAACACGCUUAUCGUUCUAUGGAGGACUUUCUCGCCGAGUGCCUCACCUUGGAUGCCUCCUAGUGCCUCAAGCCGAAUACUCCCUUGUUGUCGAUAGUGCGCCUACUUCUAAUAAAUCCCAGGAUGAACAUUUAAAAGCGAUCUAGCCCGCGAAUAGAUCGAGCUGAAAGCUUGGAAAGCUCUCGGAUAUACAGCGCUCGAUCGCACGAAAAGAAGAGAAAUAGGGAAGAGAAAGUCUUUUCUUCGGAGUUUUGAAAAAUAAAAUAAAAGAGAGAGAGAGAGAGAGAGAGAGAGGAGGGAGGAAAAGAAAGUAUGCGAGUAUAGAUGCGUGUGCGAAGAAAGAUAGGCGGACAUUGAGAGUAUCCGUGUUAAUAGUGUAUUCACAAAUAAGUCGUUUACAGAGAUAGAGAUAAAUAGUUCUAGCAAUAGUGAAUAAAAUGUGAGAGUGAGAGCUUAGAAAAAUGGAUUACGCGAUCGUAUAUGUCGAUGUCGAUCUUCUAUUCGGAUCCGAAAGAUUUCUCUCCUCGCGGUAUGAUCCACGGUAAUCGAUAAAAAGAAAAAAAAAAAAAAAGAAAAGAAAAAAAAGAAAGGUCGAAAGUCGAUGUGUUAACGUUAUUACGACAUUAGUAAUAAUGAUUUUCUUAGUCAUUUGAUAUUCCAUAUAUUUUUAUAGUCGAUUAAAUCGCUGCAAGUAUUCCGUUAUCGUAGACGUUGUCUGUGAUACGACGUUACGCAUGUGGUAAAGAACGAAAUAAUAUACAUAUGUAUGUGUAUGUAGAUAUGUUACGUACAAGAAACGACGUUGGAACCUGUUUGACAUUUUAUAACAUAUCCGAAUUAUUUCUCGUGAUGUUUCUCUUUAAGACGCUCAUGCUAAAUGCAUAUCCCCGUGUUAUUCUAUAUACUUACGUAAUUCUUUUCUAGCGACGCAAACAUUAUUAUACUUUUCACCGACGAUAAUCCAUUUUUCUUGGUCGACGCGAAGAAAGAAACGAGAUAAAGAUGGUGCAAUCAAAAUAUAUUGCACCUCUACGAGCAAUAUCGUUAAAUAAUGUUAUUAAAUCACUUGCCUGCAUCAGCCUACGAAAUUCCUCUUUGCUACGAAACGAAUUGAAAAAAAAGGAAAAAAGAAAAAAAAAAAAGAAAAAAAAUAAUAUACUUCAAUAUACGUCGCCCAAUUAUUCCUUCUCGAAGCGUGCAAGCAUCAUUUGAUUGAAAAUAAUGGAAAUAUACUAAAAGGGAAAACAAUUUUUCAAUUACGUCGGGCCAUACAUCAGGAUAUACGCCCAAAAUUUUAUCUACGUAACGAAAAAGUUUGAAAAAUUCCAGCAAGACAAAAGUAAUAAUUUAAAAAUGAAAGAACAUUUUAUUGGACGAAAAUAAUCAGCGCAAAAAAUAAAAGAGAGAGAUAGAGAAAAAAAGAUAUAUAUAUAUAUAUAUAUAUAUAUAUAUAUAUAUAAAGGAAAAGAUUUACUCGAUAUGAAGAAAAAGAAAAAGAAAAUAAACAAAAAAACGUAGCAUCGGAAAGAAAAAGAGAGUUUAUUGAAGAUUUCUACAAAAAAUAAAGAAAAAAACGUUUUAGUCUUUCCUUCCUUUAUUCCCUCUUUUUUCCUCAUUAUCCGUUACCGGUGCCUUCUAGAGUUGAGAUUGAGCGUGAGAAAGUCAUUAUUAAGGUUAUUCGAUGACGUUCAUCUGAAGGCAUUAAUAUAUUAAUAAUUCGAAAAUUUCAAAAGAAAAGAUAAAGAACAAAAGGAGAGAAAAUAAUAUGAUCGAAGGUUUCCCUUGAGUUCUCCGUCAAGCAUAGCUUUCGCGCGCCUAGUGUAUGUGUGUGUGUGUGUGUGUGUGUGUGUGUGUGUAUGUGUGUGUUUGUGUGUGCGUGUGUAUGCGCGUGCGUGUGUGCCUGUGCGUGCGCGCAUGUGUGUAUAUAUCUUAAAGUCGCGUUAAGAAGAAAUUCCCCUAAAAAAAAAUCUACUCCCUCUUCUAAGGUUCUUUAUCUUUAAAUAUUUAUACAUACAUACUGCUAUCACUAUUACUAUUAAUUACUACACGCUGUUUAUAAACAUUAACACACGCAUUUACACACACGCGUCGCUGAAGAAAAUUUUCUCCUCCCUUGUUACGUGUGACUCUAUCUCUCGCGCUCGAGAAAUAUUUACCAAUCGCGAUUUGGUGCAUCUAAAAAAACAUUAUUAUUAUAUAAAGAACAAACGAAACGGAAGAAUUAUGUAAUAUAAUUAAUUCAUCGAUUUCGUCGGUCAACAGUCGAAAUUGGAGACGCGUACACUCCAGAGUUUUCGAGCGUGUUCCUCGUCUACGACUUGUAAGAGGUUGUUCGACAAAAUGAAAAAAGAAACAAAGAAAAAAAAAAAAAAGAAAGAAAAGAAAAGAAAAAAGUAAUACAACGUAAUCAUCAAUCGUCGAGGAUGAAACGAAUCAAAGAAAAGAAAUCUCAAACGUGAGCUUAAUUUUACAUGAUAUUCAUAAAAAUUAAAUAAAAGAAAUAAUUCUCUCUCCCUGAAACGGAUCGUGGCAUCGCCGUUCUCGACUACUUUCGAUUUAUACAUUUUCGAAAUUAUAUCUUCCCUGUAUCAUGCGUGUUUUGACAAAAAUAAGGAGGAAGGAUAUAAAAGAAAAAUAAUAAAUGAAAGAAAAGAGGAGAAGAUAGACAAAUGAUGUUAAAGAAGAAGAACGAAAAGGAAAGUUAAGAAAGAAAGAGGACAAAAGUAAAUUGUCUGUCUUUACAUUAGUGUUCGUUCACGAAAGGAUAAAUAAAUAAAUAAAUAAAUAAAUAAAUAAAUAAAUAAAUAAAUAAAUAAAAAAUCGUCUUCGUUUACAAGUCUGAAAGAGAAAUAAUUCUAUGUAUUAAUGAAGACAGAUUAAUAAUUGUGCGAUAGAGAGAGAGAAAGAGAGAGUGAGAGAGUGAGAGUGAAAGUGAGAGAGAGAAUGAGUGUGCAUGUGUGUGCGUGUGUGUGUGCGUGUGUGUGUGUGAGAGAGAGAGAGAGGGAGAAGAUAAGCGCGCUCGAACGAAGAGAGUCGCACGUGUCGCCAUACACGCUGUCUGCCAGAGCAGCCCUUAAAUGCCGACAAUCAAGGCUAGUGCAACUAAUCAAACGAUAAUAAAUAGAAAGGAAAGAAAAAAAAACUACCUAAUAAUGUUAAUGAAUAUUAGAAAAAAAAAGAAAAAAAAAGAAAAAAAAAAAAGAAAAAGAAAAAGCGAAUGAUCAUUGUCGAUCGUAUAUGUUUAGAUGUGUAAUAUGAGACGUGUAUGUGCAUGUACAUACACAAGUGUAUGUACGUCAAUUAAUACGAGAUAGGCCUCGUAAAUGAGGCGCUGAAGUUCAGGCGUCGCGUGUUUGAAUCUAUAGAAAAUAAUGUUUGAAGAAACGAAGAAGGUGGUAACGAUUGAUCGAUGGGAUGUUUAUUAAAGCAACAAUAAAAGAAAACAUAUACAUACUCGAUGAUAGCGGCAUUAAGAGUACAAAGGACCGUACGCUUGGACGAUUUUGUGUUCGGGAUAUUAUUAUUAAUAGUGAUUUAUUGCAAAAUGUAAUUAAUCGUCAGUCAAGGCCUUACUGAUGUAUACCUUCGUGCUUCGUCGCGUUUAGCUCGAAUUCAAUGAAUUCUCAAUAUCUCGAGAUAUAUACUCUAAAUCGAUUUGAGAUCCCUCUUAGCGAAACCCUUAGUGAAUUUUCCGAAAAGAAAUUCGUAAACUUCUGUAACGUCAUUUUAUAAUAAGCCGAAUAAGUCAAAAGUUAUCGAGAAAAUUGGAAAUUCUAUAUGGUGACUUUGAAAAAAAAAAAAGCUGGCAAAUUCGUUUUUACGAAAUCUCUCGUCUAAAUGAGAGUCUUUUAUGACAAAGAGAGGAAGUGAGAGAGAGAGAGAGAGAGAGAGAGAGAGAGAGAGAGAGGGAGAGAAAGAGAGACAAAAAGACAGACGAGACGAGAGACGUCGCUUGAGCAUUAAUUCUUUAAUUAACGUGCACAGACGACAACAUUAUAACCCGAAGAAGAUGAAAUGUAGAAGAAAAAAAGAAAAGACGAAAAAAAAAAAAAAAAAAAAAAAAAAAAAAAAAAAAGUUUCCGCCUUUUUCGCUAGAGAAACUCGAAAGUCGUGAGUGAUCGAUGCGUGAAUCUUCUGAUCCCAGGAGAGAGUGUAAAAUCACAAUCAAUUAUUAAGUAUAGUAAAUUUAAUGCGAAAGAAGACAGAGACUAAUAGGGGUUGGGGUGGGGGAGACGGCGAAUAAAACAUAAGCAUAUAGGUAUCGAAUUAAUUAAUACACGAUCGCGAAGGAGGGGAUGGCCGCAGGCAUGCAAAAAAAAAAUUAAAAAAAAAAAUAAAUAAAAAAUGAAAAAAAAAAAAAACAAAAAAAAAGUAUGCGAAAUAUGAAGUUAUUCGCCAAAAAAAGAAAAUAAAAAUAAAAAUGAAAACCUUGGUAGCUGCGCAUAAGGAUAUCUAUAGCUUUUGGUAAAGUAUUAUAUCGCCGCUAGGCUAAAGACAAAAAAAAUUAUACACACGCACAUAUGUACGUAUGUACACAUCAAGAUACAGUGACAAUGAAGAACUUAUGUUCACUUACAUCUACACGACAAAAAUAAUAUACACAUACACCAGUACGCAGUAAUACCAGGAGGAAUAUAAUUUAAUGCGGAACCCGACCCAAGAAUCGGGCCCGUGCGAAGAAUCGAAUAAUAAAAUCAAUACGAAUAGUAAAUUAGAGCGAUAUGUUUGAAAAACGUAACCGAUCUCGAUUAUCCGAAACACCAUCUAUUAAUUCUUCAAUUUCCUUUACUAAGAUACAUUAUAUUAAUAUAAAUCCCUAAUUGCAACUUUAAAUCUCGAGUAAUUUUAUUUGAUAAAUAGAAGAAUUUCAAGAAUCGUUAGAUUUCUAAUAAGAUGUUCAAAAGUGAUUGUUCUAUUUAUUAGUGUCGUUUGUUUAUUUGUUUAUACGUAUAAAACAUUCUUAAAUCAGUUUUAAAAUUAGAGAAAUUCUCUGUUCUACAUUAUCUUUACUCUCUUUCUUUCUCUCUCUCUCUCUCUCUCUCUUUCUUUUUUUUUUUUUUUUUUUUUUUUUUUUUUUUUAUUAACUUAUUCGAUAUUCGCUAAUCGUUUCGAAUAAUCGAGGUAUCAUCGUAAUAUAUUCGCAAAAUUUUUACGUCAGAACGUCCGAAAAUCGAUCGAGUAAAAAUGAAAAAAAAAAAAAAAAAAGAAAAAAAAGGAAAAACAGAAACGUUUCAAAAUCGCCUAUUCGAACGCGACGUAGAGUCGAAAAGCGACGAGAACGCUGCUCCAAAAAAAAAAAAAAAGAUUAUCGACUGUAUAAAUCGAAUCAAUGAAGAAUAAGAAAGAAGAAUUGUUUUUAUAUACUAAUUAAUAUAUUCGCUCGAAGAGAAAAAAAAAUGAAGAUGAGGUUGAGUCGAAUGGGACUAGUGUCCUUAUAUGUUCAACAUAAGCUUCUCUCGAGACACACGGACGAUUGCUUCAUCAUCCUAUCUAAUAAAUAACUAAAUAAAUAAAUAAAUGAAUGAGUAAAUAAUAAAUUAAUAAUAAUAAUAAUAAUAAUAAUAAUAGUAAUAAUAAUAAUAAUAAUAAUAAUAAUAAUAAUAAUAAUAAUAAUAAUAAUAUCGAUAAUGAAGAAAAACAAAAAAGGAGUAACAAAUAUCGCCUCUGAGCGCGAAACGAGACGCGCUGAUUGUUUCGACUCGACUUUUUGCGAUAUUCGCACGGACCUGUAGACGAGAAAUAUCCGUGAAAUCGGCCAAUCGGGACACGAAGAAUCUGUGUGUGCGCGUCAAUUGAACGCUUCGUGAUUCUCGUGUAUAUUUCUUUUUUUCUUUUACUUUUUCUUUUUCUUAUUUUUCCUUAUAUUCCUUAUAUAUAUAUAUAUAUUCUAACACUCGAGAUAUUUAUUACUUGAGAUAAACGUUUCUUAACGUAAAGAUCGAGAAAUUAUUUAUUCAGCAAUCUUGUUUAUUAUUUAUUGUUCGAACGUGCCUAUCAAUUUUGAAUCGUGUCAAUACGUACAUACGAGAAUCGGUAAGGAAAACGCUGGUUUCACGAAUAUCGUUCAAGUUACCUUCCAUGUAACAUCCAUGAGAUAAUCAUGUUAUUAAGACUCUGCGUUUUUUAAUAUCAGCGAGGAUCGCUCCGGACAUCGGGCGGACAAAAGUGUUUUCAAUAAACUGUUACAUUACCUGA
This is a messenger RNA of Vespa velutina, 10061 nucleotides long. RefSeq names its product inactive dipeptidyl peptidase 10. Bases 1365 to 3929 code for a protein of 854 amino acids. NCBI's taxonomy places the organism in Eukaryota, Metazoa, Arthropoda, Insecta, Hymenoptera, Vespidae. The transcript is spliced from 14 exons. The record is from RefSeq and is a predicted model, not a curated record. Gene Ontology annotation, biological process: proteolysis. Gene Ontology annotation, molecular function: dipeptidyl-peptidase activity; serine-type peptidase activity.